Messenger RNA from Corapipo altera (White-ruffed manakin), 2244 nucleotides. It is a transcript of the gene MAP7D1, whose product is annotated as MAP7 domain containing 1. The record is from RefSeq and is a predicted model, not a curated record. Lineage: Eukaryota; Metazoa; Chordata; Aves; Passeriformes; Pipridae. Gene Ontology annotation, biological process: microtubule cytoskeleton organization. Gene Ontology annotation, cellular component: microtubule cytoskeleton.
GGCAGGGCAGGGCAGGGCAGCACCACAGGCAGCCUGCCGGGAGCAGAGCGGGAUCCUGCACGGCCCAGCCCUGGGAAGCCACCAUCCCCGAUGGGAGACAGCGUGGCCCCCCCCCCCCCGCCGCCCCCCCCGCCCCGGGGUGCCCCGCAGAGAGAGCGCGCCCCCCCCCCCCGCGACCGGCCCGUCCCUCCAGACGUCGUCCCCUCCGAAAGGACCGUCCCGACCGUCCCUGCAGCCAUCACCCCUUCCGAAAAGACCAUCUUGCCUACCCCUGGAGCUGUGCCCCCCUCCCAGCAGCCCGUGUGCCCCCCAGCCGUGAUGCCCCCCUGCGAGAGCAGCCCCCCGCAGCGUGACCGUCCUGUCCCUCCAGCCGUGACACCAUCAGGACAGCCCGUGUCCCCCAGCCCUGUGGCCGUGGCCCCCUCAGCAGAGAGUGUCCCCCCCUGGCGUGACCAGGCCCCCCCCGGGCCCCCCAAGCCCCCUGGGACGGAGCACCCCAAAGCAGAGGCAUCGCCCCACGCCCCCGAGCAGCCGGGCCCCGUCCACGCUGCCGCCCUGCGCCCAGCAGAGACGCUGCCCCCCGGGAGCCAGACCCCAGCCCCAGCUGCCAGGGAAGGGGCUCCCCCAGAUGCCAAGAGCCCCCCGGGUGCCACAGCCGGGCCCUCAAAGGAUGUGACCCCCCGGAGCGACCGCCCCUCGCCAUCUCCUGCUGCCAGCCCCCGGCCCAAGCAAGAUGCCCAGAAAGCCCAGGCAAGGCACAAGCAGGCGAAGGAGCGGCGUGAGGAGCGGGCCAAGUACCUGGCUGCCAAGAGGGUGCUGUGGCUGGAGAAGGAGGAGAAGGCCCGGCUGCUGCGGGAGAAGCAGCUGGAGGAGCGGCGCAAACGGCUGGAGGAGCAGCGGCUGCGGGCGGAGAAGCGCCGGGCGGUCCUGGAGGAGCGGCAGAGGCAGAAGCUGGAGAAGAACAAGGAGCGCUACGAGGCAGCGAUCCAGCGGUCGGCCAAGAAGACGUGGGCAGAGAUCCGGCAGCAGCGCUGGUCCUGGGCUGGGGCCCUGCACCACGGCUCCCCCGCACACAAGGACGGUGCGAGCCGGUGCUCGGUGUCCGCUGUAAACCUCCCCAAACACGUCGACUCUAUAAUCAACAAGCGGCUCUCCAAAUCCUCCGCCACCCUCUGGAACUCUCCCAGUAGAAACCGGAGCUUGCAGCUGAGCCCGUGGGAGAGCAGCAUCGUGGACCGGCUGAUGACACCCACCCUGUCCUUCCUGGCGCGCAGCCGGAGCGCCGUGACGCUGGCUGGGAACGGCAAGGAGCAGGUGCCCGUGUGCCCCCGCUCGGCCUCCGCCAGCCCCCUCAGCCCCUGCCACAACCACCGGCUGCCGCACCGGUGCUGGGAGCGGCGGAAGGCGGCCACCGCCAGCCCCGACGUGACGCCGCGCCACAGGACCGAGCCCUCGCCCAAGAAGAAGGAGAAGAAGGAGAAGGACCGGGAGAACGCCAAGGAGCGCAGCGCCCUGUCCCGCGAGCGCAGCCUCAAGAAGCGGCAGUCGCUGCCAGCGGCACAGCCCCGGCUCCUGCCUGCGGCCGACAGCAGCCCGGGCCCCAAGAACCGUCCCUCGUCACCUGCCACCCCCAAGAAUCGUCCCUCAUCCCCUGCCACCCCCAAGAACCGUCCCUCGUCCCCUGCCACCCCCAAAGCCCGCCCAGCAUCCCCCAGCCCGGCCCUCGGCUCUCCCCACAAGCCCCCCCUGCCCCGCAGUGCCCACUCCUCCCCCAAGGUGCGGGCCAGGGCACGGGAGGAGCGGGGGGAGCAGGAGAGCCCGGCGAAGGCACGGGAGAGGAAGGAGGAGGAGCGGGGCCCGGCGCCCCCAGCCCUUCCCGAGCCUCCCAAGGUGCCUGUGGAGCCGACAGCAGCCCCCCCAGCCCCUGCAGCCCCCGGCCCCGUGCCGGCCAGCCCCCCAGCCAGACCCCCGGCCGGCACCACGGACCGCGAGGAGGCCGCCCGGCUGCUGGCGGAGAAGCGGCGCCAGGCCCGGGAGCAGCGGGAGCGUGAGGAGCGAGAGCGCCGGGAGCAGGAGGAGCAGGAGAGGCGGGCGCAGGAGGAGCGGGCGGCCGAGGAGCAGAGCCGGAGGGAGGCCCUGGCACGGCGGAGGGACGAGGAGCGGCGGCUGCAGGAGGAGCGAGAGGCCCAGGAGGCCCAGGAGAGAGCCCGGGCUGAGCGGGAGGAGACGGAGCGGCUGCAGAGA